UAAGAAGGGCCCCAUGUUUACAGCAAGUGCGAGUAGGUCACGUCACGCUCUCCAGCCAUUGGUCAGGUUUUGAGUGACGCAAUCACGCAGAGUUUCCGCAGUCACGGCGUCCCUCUGGUUCAGCGUCUCUCAGACCUUGUGGUGCCCUUAAACUUGAAGUUAUAACAAGUCUAUCGUCAUGGCAUCUCAAGUGCCUGGGCUUUCAGCUCUGAUUAAACCGGGGUUAAUACCGGGUUUCAAGGUUUCUAAAGAUCAGCUGACCACCAUCGUUCCCAUUGCAGUGGCUGCGGCUCUGAGCACAUACCUCCUGACGCGCUACUUCAGUUCACAGAGCAGUCCCGCGAGCAGGGUCAACUUGACUGUCAAAAAAGACAGCCCGAAAGUAGUGCACAGCUUCGACAUGGAGGACAUCGGCAACAAGGCCGUCUACUGCCGCUGCUGGAGGUCCAAGAAGUUUCCCUACUGCGACGGCGCACACGCCAAACACAACGAGGAAACUGGUGAUAAUGUCGGACCCCUGAUCAUUAAGAAGAAAAACCCCUAGAUAUUCAGUGUGUGUGUGUGUGUUUCCAUCAGUGUUUUCCAUCCACUGGAGGUGAGAGGAACUGGACGAAGAUUUCACUUCUCAGUGUUAAUGCAUCUCGUUCACACAAGGACUUCCUGUAUCACUGCAGACACGCUGUGGUUUUACACUUGGUCUUCCUCUCCAACUCUAACACGACCCAUAUUAUUUAAAUGUGCUUUAAUGUACUCUAAAACAACUUUGCACUACAGCGCAGAUGAAUGUGGCGGGCCAAAACUUCUACGCACAGUUUAAUUAACAUUUGAGGCAUUAUGACUUGAGCAUGUAGUUUUUACCACAUCAGGUGUAAAACUAAACCAAGACUUCAUAUCAGUAUAUUUUGCUCUUGCUGUACAAGGAAAGUUUGCAUUUUGAAUAAACGUGAUUUGAAACGGCC
Molecule: messenger RNA, 959 nt
Organism: Pimephales promelas (fathead minnow)
Lineage: Eukaryota; Metazoa; Chordata; Actinopteri; Cypriniformes; Leuciscidae
Product: CDGSH iron-sulfur domain-containing protein 1
Biological process (GO): regulation of autophagy
Cellular component (GO): mitochondrial outer membrane; intracellular membrane-bounded organelle
Molecular function (GO): 2 iron, 2 sulfur cluster binding
Source: RefSeq, a predicted model, not a curated record